Molecule: messenger RNA, 1951 nt
Organism: Pseudovirgaria hyperparasitica
Lineage: Eukaryota; Fungi; Ascomycota; Dothideomycetes; Acrospermales; Acrospermaceae
Exons: 1
Coding region: 305-1555 (416 amino acids)
Source: RefSeq, a predicted model, not a curated record
AAGAGACGCGUCCACCCACCUUACGUUAACCCGAUUCAUCUCUUGUUACAACACUCCCCUCCUAUAAUCCCAAUUACUCUUCCUCUAAACUCUUCCAAAUAUUGCUGUAUCACGACUAAGAUACCGAAAAUCAGAAGCGUCAUCCCGUGACGCAUUUCCACAAAGUUGCCAGGUCUAUAAUUUGCAAGCUAUAGGAUAGUGUCAAUAGCUCUACACAGCUUUGAUCGUCAGAUAUUGUUCACGCAACAGACAACUCCGCAAUUUUGGACACCCUCGGAACAAGAAAACCUAAUUCUAGGCCAGCAUGCCCCUGUUCGAGAGCAUCACCGAUCGUUUCUGGAAUUAUGUGUCUCCUCGCAAGACUCAAGAGCGUCGCGACAAACCAUUCAAGACCCCUGCGCUACCACCAGUCACAGUCCAACAUCGGAAGACCGGCGCAUCGUCUACCAAAUCCGGCCGUAUGUCUAUGAGUCCUCGAAGUCGUGUUCAAUCUUGGAAGAUGGCCACAGGGGAGUUUGUCAGGCCAGCGGAUCAUCGAGCACCAUUUGCUACGCCCUCGAUUGGCGGCGCAACACCACCGCAUGACAGUAUAGACAUGGAUCUUGAAGGAGUAACACUCAUGGAUGACAUAGAAGAGGAGGAUCUAAAGGACUAUUCGGCGCAAUAUGACGCAAAUGACGAAACAAUGGUGGACGAGGAGUACAAUCUGAAGGAGGAAGUGGUUUUUGAUCUUGAAGAGGAGCGCAGAAAAUGGGCCGUUAAAGCUGAGGAGAUGCACGGAGAAGGCUGGAGCAAGGAUGCAGUCGACAUAUAUAUUCGCAUCGGUAUGCGUGGCCAUGAACCACUGCUUCCUGCCUCUUGGGCGUUCGACUUCCGUACUCUGCCCUCUACCAUGUUCUCCACCGACCCUUCUGAAGCUUUUAUCAAGUCUGUUCAAGAAUCAGAUUUCAGAGGUAUCAAAGCCACUUCGGAUCUCCUCUUCCUCGGCCGCAAUGUGCGCGAUGCCCGUUACUACCCGGACCCUUCCCGCACUUCUCAUACUGUUGCAAAGCGUGCUCUGAAAGCCUAUUACAAAUGGGCCACUGAAGAUGCCUCCGUGACUGGGCCCUCCGAUAUCCCAACACUUGUAAUUGAAGCUGGUGGCGUCAAUGUUCCAGCUGCAGUCAUGCAACAUAACAUGACCCGCCGCCUCCACAAGCUUGCCAACCGCUACCGCGACGCGCUGCGGGUGCACCCUUCGACUGAACCGGAAGAUUCAGAGAUGAGCGCAAACCCGCCGUCUGAAGCCGAAUAUACCGCCCCCCUUCCCACUCUAUAUGGUAUUAUUGCGAGUCAUACCGUGCUAGCGUUUGUAUGCUAUGAACCAUCCGACGACGAGGCCGGCCUACGGAUGAUCGGCGUUUUCGAUUUCGGCGAGCCACACACUGACGUAUGGAACAGUCUCGCAGUGGCGCAAUUUAUUGUGCAGGCGCGGAAUAGUAUGAUGGCGAUGCAACCAUACACAAAGCAUGAUCUAGAUGACGGAACGAUGGAGGAGGACGACCCAGACGCGUAAGCCCCCGAACGAAGAACGAAAAACUCUUCUUGAUCAUCUCACCUUUCUUGCUUUCUUGGGCUUCUGGGGUCAAUGACUAUGGAUUAAAUGGGGGAUGACUCUAUAGCUGUGUGCCCUGAAACUGAUGGAGUUUUGGAGGGCACGGCUAGGAACCGUCCUAGUGCACAUUUCUUUGUUUAGUCUGUUACGUGAUGCGAUGCACCGAUACCCCCUUUUUCCCUGAUGGAUAAUGUUUGCGAUGAGUUUCUUUUGUACAGCAGGUUUGGAGUCACGCAGGCGUACUCGGGUCUGAUGUGUGAUGAGAAAUGAGAUCAGACGGUCGCUUGUGUAGUUGCUAGGAUUGGAUGUGCAUGCCACAUGGACAUUCGGGUCAAUAAACAUCUUAUAUGCAGACAU